Messenger RNA from Rana temporaria (common frog), 3313 nucleotides. Its product is annotated as E3 ubiquitin-protein ligase DTX3L-like. NCBI's taxonomy places the organism in Eukaryota, Metazoa, Chordata, Amphibia, Anura, Ranidae. The record is from RefSeq and is a predicted model, not a curated record. The transcript has 9 exons. Gene Ontology annotation, biological process: protein ubiquitination; Notch signaling pathway. Bases 334 to 3009 code for a protein of 891 amino acids.
AUCUGAGUCAUGUGAUUCCCUCCAAUCCCCAAACCUGACACAAUGUCCCCAGAAACCCAAUAUUAAACUCAUUGUGAGGAUUAGAGUGUCAGCUCCUGUGCUCAGCCCUGCCCCCGGUUUGUAUCUCCUGCAGAGCCCAGAAGCGGCGGUGGUCGGUGAUCGGUGAUCGGUGGAGACUUUUCUCGGAGUGGGAAGGGAUUUCCCAGAAGAGGAGGAGAGACUGAAAACUGAGAAAACGAAAGUGAAAGUCAGACGAGAGCCAUUUUCUGCCUCACACCCAACACAUCGUCAUGUCACCGACAUAGACCGUCACCUUCCAGAGCAACACACAGAAUGGGGGACACAACUUACCGAUAUCCCGUACUACUUCAGUGGGAUCAGGGGCCCAAAGAGCUGAAAAAAGUGAAGAAUAAAAUUCACAAAUAUUUCCAAAGUCCAAAAGAAUCCAGCGGAGGAGACUGUGAAAUUCCUGAAACUGACUGCAGCCGAGGAUACAUCCUCAUAUACUUCAAGGAGGAGAAAGCUCAGCAAAGGGUUCUACAGAAAAAUCCUCAUCAAGUUCCAUUAGAAAAAGCGGGGACAUUAUUGGUGAACGUCUUUCCAGACGCAGAAAGCGCACAGAGAAUGGGCAAUCCUUUCUCCUCAUCGGCCGCUUCAAAUGACGAUGAAGCAUCUGGGUCCUCGUCUGAUAAAGGUCACCAACACGAAAACGAUCACAACCCAGAUAAUCGGAAGAGAAAGGGUUCUUUAAUGACCGAUCCCGACCCAGGGAAUGGAGAUCCCAAGAGAUCUGGAGAUGAUUCCACUGGACGCAAGGAAUGGGAAAGUGGCGUUGAUGGGAAAAAUCACAAUGUUAACUCUUCUGCACCAAAAUCAUUGACAGAGGAUUAUAACAGUCAUCAAUAUUCCGACACUCCCAGGAAUGGGUCCGGAAAGAACUCGGAUGAUGGAGCGUCUGGGUCCUCGCUUUAUGCAGAUCACCGACAAGGAAUCCAUUGGAGAACCAAUCAUUUGGCGAGGAGUAUUUCACUGACAGAUCGCGGGUCAAAAGAUGAACGGGAAAACAGAUGGGAUUUUGGUGGAACUGACGGGAAAGGACAAGAUAACUCUUCUGCACCAAGAUCAUUCACAGACAAAUCUAGUCAUGAGGAUUCCUUCACUCCCGGGAAUGAGUCCAGAAGGAACCCGCUAGGACGCCCUAUGAACCCAGCCCCCCCAGAGAUCUUUACGAAAGUCACAGCAAAAUUAGAUAAGGAAUGGUUCACGGAAGCUUUACAAGAGCAUAUGAAAGCGGAAAUGCCAUCUCUCUCUAUAAAGAAUGAAUCUGAUUUUGUGGAGGUGAUAGGAAAAUUUGAAGAGAUACAACUGGUGCACGGCUAUCUCCAGGGGAAACUGGAGCAUAAAUUCAGCGCAGAGAAGCCUCCAGACACAUCCAGUGAUUGGAGUCCCACCGACAGCUCGGCAGACCAGGUGUGCGUUCCAUCGGCCUUGUAUGAAUACAUUAUGGAGAUCUACAGAACAGAGAUGGACGAUCUACAGAGAACAAAUGGAGUGAGGAUUGACCAUCACUCCACACCGGAAGGAUCCACAUAUGUCAGAUUUAUCUCUCAGGGAUCAGGAUCCUCACCUGAGAAAGCCAAGGAGAGAUUUACAGACAAGGUACAGAAGGUGACGGGUGACUGGAGCCAGGAAACGGUGAAUUCCUCAGUUGUCCCCCUGACAAUCUCUGACAUCAAAGAGCGAGUCAAAGCUUGGUGGAGUAAUACUCUGGUGAUACAAGGAGAGAACAAGGACAUCGUCCUUCGUGGUCCAGGAGAUGAGUUGUCCCAGGUGAAGACGUUCUUAGAGACUACUGACCACAAACCUUCAGACCACAAACCUUCAGACUAUAAAACUUCAGACCACAAACCUUCAGACCACAAACCCGCUCGCCCUCCCAGGCCUGUGACCAUCUCCACCAGCAAUAUGAAGACGGAGAUCGAGGUAGACGCCAGACACAUGGAUAUCCUGAGGAAAUUAAAGUACAGGCAGAUCUCUGACAUUGAGAAGAAGUACAAUGUGAAGAUGGAAGAAAACAAGAAAAAUGUCAGCUCCCUUGUCACCUUCAGAUCCCUGAAUGCACCCCCUGACCUUUCACCCCACGCCUCUCACAGCUUCAUCACCCUUCUGCAGAAAACUUUCUUUAAUAUCGAAAGAAAAGAAAUCAGCGUGAAGCCGGAAUUCACGGAGGAGAGAGUGAGUCUGGUGCAGAAACAGCUGAUGAUGGCGGGAAUAGACAUUGUGAUGGAAUAUUCCAAAGGCACUUUGCUCCUCAUCGGCCAUCCAGUCCAUGUCGCUCUUGCUGAGGAGAAACUCAAUGGAAACCAGAAUUCAGGAAGAGGUCAGGCAGCAGCUGCCUCAGAAGAGAAAAUGGAUACCAGUAGUUCCUCAGCUGCUACGAAGAAAGAAGAAGAGCCAGACAAGUGUCCUAUCUGUCUGUGUGAGAUGAAAGAUAAGGUGAUAUUGGAGAAGUGUAAGCAUGCGUACUGUAAGGACUGUCUUAAACAACUCAUGGCCCAUAAACCUGUGUGUGCGAUAUGUGGAGUCUCUUAUGGGACAGUCACAGGAGACCAGCCUGACGGAACUAUGAACGUGAACACAAGAAAAUACCAACACCUACCGGGAUAUUCUGGAUGUGGAACCAUAGAGAUCAUCUAUGACAUCCCAUCGGGCAUCCAGAAGGAGAACCAUCCUCGUCCCGGAAGAUCUUUCUCAGGUGCCAGACGUACGGCUUAUUUACCGGAUAACAAGGAGGGGAAUGAGAUCCUUCUUCUGCUGAAAAGAGCCUUUGAUCAGCGACUGAUCUUCACUGUGGGAGAUUCUCGUACAUCCGGCGCCACCGACACCGUCACCUGGAAUGAUGUCCACCAUAAAACCAGUACAAGCGGGGGCCCCCAGAGUUUCGGUUACCCGGAUCCGGAUUACCUGAACCGCGUGCGGGACGAACUGAAAGCGAAGGGGGUCGAGUAAAAAAAAAAAAAUGACGGCAAUCUGUAUUUGUUGUAUUUCCGGCUCCAUGGGGUUUAGUCGUCGGGGGCGGAGUAACCCCUCGCUAUAAAUAUGUCAUGUGAGGAGAUUUUGGUUUUGUAGAACAAUGUGAGAAAGGUCGGCCGUACGUUAUACAAUUUUCUUGUCAAAUUUCCCUUUAGAUUGACUAAAACCGUAGACUAUGAGGUCACAGCUAAACCCUUUCAGUUGGUAGGCAGUCAGGCCCGCCCUCGCACUACAUAGUUGAAGGGAAAUCGAAAGGAAAUAAAACAAGAAAGUCAAAUAA